CUCAAUUCCGGAGAAAAUCAUAAGCUUAUUCAAUUGUAUUAAAGCCAUUCACUGUCACUAUUCCUAAUUCCCAAAAAUGGGUGUUGCUUCACUCUCUCUGUACUCCAUCUUCAUCGUCUUAGCCUUCAUUUCGUCCUUAGAUGCCGAAGAUGAUGCAGGUUUCACGGAGUGCAGUCAACCCUUCAACUGUGGCAGCUUCAAAAGCCUCUAUUAUCCUUUCUGGGGCGACAAUCGACCUCAAUAUUGCGGGCAUAGUGGUUACAGACUUAGAUGCAAGGAAAAUAUUCAGCACCCUGUUAUGGAAUUCAGUAGCCAAGACUUUUUUGUGAUCGGAAUCGAUCAAUCUGGCAAACCCCGAAUGAUGACCCUUUCGCGAAGACAUCCUUGUCCCACUCCCAUUCCCAUUCCCACUCACAUUCCCACUCCCCUGAAUAACACUCAGUUUAUUCUUCUUACAGCGACUGAGGAUAUGACUCUGUUUAGCAACUGCCCUAAGUCCAGCCUCUCAAGGAAAAGGAUAAAUACUUCCUGCGCCGCUGAUGGUAAACCGGGCAACGUUUCUUUUUUCUUGUGGGAUAAUAAAACGAAGCUUGUGAAUUGUCGAGAAAGAGUGGAAGUUCCGGUUCCAAAGGAGGCUCUUGAUGAAUUUAAGUCGGGACGUCUGAAUUUAAGUGGAACCUUGAUGAGACCGUUUAAUGUACAGUAUCUCGCCUAUGAUGCCUUCUGUGAAAAAUGUUUGCGCUCCGGUGGAAGAUGUGGAUCCAAUCGGACUUUUCCACUUGUAUUUGCUUGCAACUGUCCCGACGGACCUUAUGAUGUAGAAUGCGGUGGUAAGGCUCUAGCUCGAAGGUCAUCUACUACUACUGCUCCUGCUGAGAGGAAGAAUUCAUCUCUUGAGUUCACAACAGCUGCUGCCUGUGAACCAUCUGAACAAGAUUCACUUUGUGGCUGGCCAAGCUUUGAGAUCACCUGCAAAGACAAAAGCCCAGUUCUUACUAUUGUUGAAGACCAUUAUAUCAUCAAAGACAUAUUCUACAACAGCAAUUUAUUUCUUGUGGUCAGUGCUGUGGUCUAUGAAGAAAUAUGUCCAAUUCCACUGCAAAAUUUUAUUCUUCAUCGAACUCCAUUCAGUCUUAGUUCUGAUAAUUUCAAUUUUUCGUUCUUAUAUAACUGCACUAAGCAGCCAGUUUACCCUACAUAUUAUCCAGUAAGUUGUGCUAGCAAUGCUUCGCUCCAUUCUUUUGCUGUUUUCGAUAAAGAUGUUUUGGAGUACAUGAACUACUCAUUGAAGUCAUGCCAGUCUUUUGUUAAUGCCCCAAUAUUGGGAAUGGGUAGUAACUGUAAUUUGACUCGUCUGGUGAAAACAAAUUAUUCUGAAAUCUUGAAGAUGGGUUUCCUUUUGAAUUUGACUGCACAUAGUUGCCGCGAUUGUGAGAGCAGUGGUGGGCGCUGUGGAUUUGAUGACCAUCAGUUUAUUUGUUUUUGCCCAGAUAAGCCUCAUUCCAAAACUCGCAAUGAUGAUAACUAUAUAGGAAAGUCACUUUUUCUCCAGUUCUUUGACAACCACAUAUUGAACUCAGAGCCAUUAGGUGAUGAUAAUAAAGGGAAACAGAAACCUGCUGUAGGUGAUGAUAAUAGAUGGAAAUGGAAACUUGCUAUAGGUCUUGGCUGUGGUUUUUUUGGGGGCGUAGUAACAACAUGCAUUGUGUUCAAAUUCUUCCUUCGGCGCAGAAGAGUGCUCAAAUAUGCUCGAUCUUCCUCAGUUGCAAAUGAGAUAUCCUCUGCUCCGGCUUCAUUGACUGAUCCUGGGAAAGGAGGUAACUUCCCUGGAGUGCAUAACUUCACCUAUAAUGAACUUGAAGAGGCUACCAAUACAUUUGAUUCUGCCAUGGAACUAGGUGAUGGAGGCUUUGGCACCGUGUAUUAUGGCACACUCCAAGAUGGGCGACCUGUUGCAGUCAAACGCUUAUAUGAAAACAAUUACAAAAGAGUGGAACAAUUCUGGAAUGAAGUUGGGAUCCUAGCUCAGUUGCGCCACCGGCAUCUUGUAUUACUUUAUGGUUACACCUCUCCCCACUGCCGUGAACUCUUACUUGUAUAUGAGUACAUUUCCAAUGGAACCGUUGCUGACCAUCUUCAUGGUGAACGUGCCAAACGUGCUUCACUUCCUUGGCUCAUUCGUUUGAAGAUUGCCAUAGAGACUGCAAGCGCAUUGACUUACCUCCAUGCUUCUGAUAUCAUCCACCGUGAUGUGAAAACCAACAACAUUCUCCUUGAUGAGAAUUUUUCUGUUAAAGUUGCAGAUUUUGGAAUUUCUCGUUUCUUUCCAAAACUUGUUACACAUGUUUCUACUGCUCCCCAAGGGACUCCUGGUUAUGUUGAUCCAGAAUAUCAUGAAUGCUACCAGCUGACAGACAAGAGUGAUGUAUUUAGCUUUGGGGUCGUCUUGAUUGAGCUAAUAUCAUCCAAGCCAGCUGUUGACAUCACCAGGCACCGCCAUGAGAUAAACUUGUCUAACAUGGCCAUGAACAAGAUUCAAAACCGAGCACUACACGAACUUGUAGAUCCAACUCUUGGGUAUGAAUCAGAUCAUAAGGUGAAGACAAUGAUAACUGCAGUGGCAGAGGUGGCAUUUCCGUGCCUGCAAGGUAGGAAGGACCUGAGACCAACAAUGGUAGAGGUGUUUAAGGCUUUAAAGGGUAUAGAGAGUGGGGACUACAAUAAUUAAAAGGCACAAGGGAUGAACGUUGCGACAGAUGAAGUUCACGUGCUGCAAAUGCCACUUUCUUUUAGAUUAAUUUCAUUUCCACCAGACUUGGUAUGCAAAAGGGGUAACCCAAAAUGCCCAUAAGAUAUAAUGAAGCACCUUGUUAGUCCUACCUUUGCACUAGCAAGAUCAACCACUGAACCGUCAUUUGAAAAGCGAUAAAGCAAUAGUUUUUGU
Rubroshorea leprosula is the source of this 2944-nucleotide messenger RNA. NCBI's taxonomy places the organism in Eukaryota, Viridiplantae, Streptophyta, Magnoliopsida, Malvales, Dipterocarpaceae. The record is from the annotation of a GenBank genome assembly.